AGUGGCAACGUUGGGAAUUCAUCGUCCUUAUUUGAGGGUACUUCAGGCUGGGAUCCCCAACAAAGCCUCAGACGACUUUGAGUACUCUGCUGCAGGCCUGGAUUUAUUCCAGAAAGUAAAUAUAUUGUCGAGUACCGAAGGAGCAUCAUUGCAG
Molecule: messenger RNA, 154 nt
Organism: Paraglomus occultum
Lineage: Eukaryota; Fungi; Glomeromycota; Glomeromycetes; Paraglomerales; Paraglomeraceae
Source: the annotation of a GenBank genome assembly